UGAGGUAGGUGUAGAAAUCAUACACAUAUCUCGCCGAAACUUGUGUUUUUUCCUCAUCAACCGAGAAGACAACGAUUAUUUAUUUAGUGCUAUCUGGGCGUACAGUGCCAAACAUGUAUAUAAAAGCCUUAUUCCGAUGCAGAGACAUGCUGAAAGGAGAAUUGAUCGUGUGAAAAAUGCUUGGCUAGCUUAAUCAAUGCUAGCUAACGAGCAGAGGGGGCCGUAAAAAAAAAAACCGAAAGUGGCUAACAUUAACGAGAGCUUGAACCCUAUCACAACAAGCUCUGGGUAAUUAAAUCAUACCUGCCGCUGAAGCCACACCAAGAAGAAAAAGGAGAGGAAAAAGAAGGAGAAGAAGGACUGAUAGAGAUAGUUGCCUUGCCUACAAAGUAGCAGUGGGUCUCUCUAGGGCAGAGCCAUGGGUGCGUUCCUAGAUAAGCCCAAAACCGAGAAGCAUAACUCACAUGGUGAGGGGAAGGGCCUCCGCUAUGGGCUGAGCUCCAUGCAGGGCUGGCGGGUGGAGAUGGAGGAUGCUCACACAGCUGUGUUGGGACUUCCUGCUCCCGGUAUGACUGACUGGUCCUUUUUUGCUGUCUACGACGGUCACGCUGGCUCUAGGGUCGCCAACUACUGCUCUAAGCAUCUUCUGGAACACAUAAUCGGUGCUAGCUUAGGGGCCGGAGGAAUGCAAAGCUCCCAAGCUGGUUCAGACAGCACUACCAGUGACACCCCGACACAGAUCCCUCCCCCAGUGGAGGCUGUGAAAGCCGGGAUCCGGACAGGCUUCCUGAGGAUCGACGAACACAUGCGCAGCUUCUCUGACCUGCGAAACGGCAUGGAUCGCAGUGGAUCCACAGCAGUGGGGAUCCUCCUGUCCCCCGAACAUUUCUUUUUCAUUAACUGUGGUGAUUCUCGAGCCGUUCUCUACCGAAAUUCACACGUGUGCUUCUCCACGCUUGACCACAAGCCUUGCAACCCACGUGAGAGAGAGCGCAUCCAUAAUGCUGGUGGCUCAGUGAUGAUCCAGAGGGUGAACGGGUCACUGGCUGUAUCGCGGGCCUUGGGGGACUACGAUUAUAAGUGCGUGGAUGGCAAGGGCCCCACCGAGCAGCUGGUUAGCCCUGAACCGGAAGUGUUUGAGAUGGUUCGGGCCCCUGAGCAGGAUCAGUUUGUGAUCCUGGCCUGUGACGGUAUCUGGGAUGUCAUGUCCAAUGAGGAGCUGUGCGAGUUUGUGAAAUCUAGGCUUGAGGUGUCUGAUGACCUAGAAAGAGUCUGCAAUGAAGUAGUGGACACCUGCCUGCACAAGGGGAGUCGGGAUAACAUGAGUAUUGUGUUAGUGUGUUUGCCGAACGCGCCCAAAGUGUCAGAGGAAGCUGUGAGGAAAGAUGCUGACCUCAACAAAUACCUGGAGUCUCGAGUGGAAGAAAUGCUGUCUCGGCCAGGGGAGGACGGGUAUCCAGACCUGGUUACAGUGCUGAGGAACCUGUCCACUGACAGCGGCAUGCCUACUUUGCCACCAGGGGGAGGCCUUGCCAGCAAACGCAGUGUUAUUGAAGCAGUAUACAACCGUCUGAACCCAUACCGGGAAGAAGACGGGAGUGGAGCUGAGUUGGAGUACCACUGGUAGCUGUCCAGCACAACUGCCUGACCCAAAAAAAUACAACAAGAAACAACAACACAGGACCACUUUUCCACACAAGAUCACAUCCGUAGUCACCUUCUAAUUUCCCCUGGGUUAUUUUUGUUAUUUUUAUCUGACAAGAAGAGAUCAACAAAAGAAGAAAUCCUAAAUACACAUAACACAAAGUAGAGGAUUGGAAAAGCAGAUUAUAUUGGUUCUUUUUAUAGAACAAAAUAGGGGUAGGGGGGAAAAUAAGAACAACAGCAUUAAUGGUCUGAAAGCAGAGCUGCAUAUACAGUAUAUACACCAAAAGAGAAGCCAACAAGCACAGUUUUCCCUGCUCCUUGUUUUCUUGCUUUUCUUUGCUGUAGUUGUUUUUGUCGUGGACUGACUGAGACCCUGCUAUGAACACCUUGAUGAUCUUGGAUGCCUCGAUCAGAACCCAGAGAGAGAAUGGAAGACUUCGCAACACGCCAGCCAGCCAGCCAGCAAGCCAGCAAGCCAGCAAGCCAUUACCAAACUAACCUCACGGACAUUUAGAAAAAAUUGAAUGGACUAAAGCCCUGAUCUACCAGUUGAGGCAAGCUUGGCAUGUUCUGGGCAUUACUGGUACUCAAAUGGAACCCCCCCCCCCCCCCCAAUGCUUCACCUGCGCCCCCUGCUGGAGAAAAACUCACAGAACUCCUUGAUUUAAAAGCCCCAAACUCCUUACUAUUCUAAAACCUACAGGAGGACCUGAUCAUGAGAUUACUGGGUCCCUGAAAAAGGCGUCCAGACUAAAGUAAGACUUGGGCUGGUGGCAGAAAGGCAUUACGUGGACAUUUAAACUCAAUUGUGACGACUCGUCCUGCUCGUCCCUGCUCACAUUUUCUCCCUUCGUCUCUCCAAGGAUGUAAUCAGAUGUUUGUUUUAUCACUCUUCCCCCUCUGUCUCUCUCUCUCUCUCUUUUUGCUUUCUCGGUCUCUUCAUAUGACAGAACAGACUUGGCUGCCAUUUGCAUUGGCAGAUGUUGCCAGAAUCAUAAGCUUUUUAGCCUGCUGUUGUUUAAGAGAUAGAAAGAUAGAAAUUAUAUAUUAAAUUCAUAUAUAUAAAUAUAAAUAUAUAUACAUAUAGAUAUAUAUUUUGAUUUGAUUCUGUCAUCUUGAUUCCCAGCCAUGGUAUUCAUUGUGGCCUAAUGUAUGUGUGUGUGUGUGGUCCGUGUGUGUGUGCCUAUGUGCGCACACAUGCAUAUGUGUAUGUUUGUGUGUGUGGACAAACUAAAACACGGAGAAGACAUGGUUGCACACACGGUGUCUCCACACAGCAGCAUUCCAAAGACAGGGUUCGGGGUAAAGGGAUUCCAGCCUGACCCCCUUCUCUCCCCCACCAACCCCCCUUCAACCCACGUACACACACACACAAUCCUGCUCUUGCCUUUUCUAUCUUGAAUAUCCUGUGUUAAGAAAAAAAUGUUUUGAAUCGAAAAAAAUUCCAUCAUUUACUUUUUCUUUUUUUAAUUCUUUUUAUAUUUUUUUUAUGUACUGCUAUUCAGAGUACUGUGGCUGUGGUCUGAUUACAGAUGGAUAAAGAAACAACAGCACACCUUGUACAGCAGAUUUGGGAGAGAGAAGUAGGUUUUUUGGUGUUUCACUGUAUGAAGUAAAGGAGGGACACUGUAGGACAGAGGAUUGUCCUUUUCAUUUUUCCACAGCUACCUUCAAUAAACUUUGCCUCAAAGGCACAGAAAGGUUGCUGGGAAAGUCCUGGUUCGACAUCCUUGCCUUGACCAGGAGUUCAUUUCAUUUCUGUCAACCCAAGCACUAAAAAAAAAUGAGUGAAACUUGAGACAAAACCUCAACCUCCUUCUUUUCAGUCUUUUUGAAACUUAUAUGUGCAUAAGACUUGUGGGUGCACAUACUUCACAUGUAGUAUGCUUUUCCAUAGAUGCAUUUAAAAUCGGCUGCAAGUAUAUACAAAACUGUAAUAUACACUUUUUUCCGAUCAUUAAAUGGCGAUGUCAUUGUGCUUUCUGAGGUGGCAGUAUUGGAAGAGAAUAGGCCUAACACAGUUUGCUGGCUGGUUAAUGUUCUUGUGGUACACCAGCUCUUGGUGCCAUAUGACAAAUAGGUACUUGAAUGUGUAGUUCUUUUGCAGUUGCAUUGUUUUAAUGGGAUGAUUGAUUUUUCUUUUUUUUCUUUGUUUGUGGUGGAGGGAUCGGGAGGGGUGGGGGUCUUUAUAGAUGUGCAUGUUAUGUGAUUGAGGGAGGAGUGUAUUUUGUGUGUGAGUGGGAGAUGUACUGGGUGGGUGGGGAUUAUGUGGGCAUGCUCAGUGUGGUGCAACACAAUGUAAGAGAGGAAAGGGGAUGAUUUAAAAAAAAUAAAAAAGUGAGUGUUAUUUUUCUCUCAGUAACUUUUAAUUGCUAGUUGGUGCAUUAGGUUGAUGAUUUUUUAACCCCAAAACAGGCAAAGGUUAAUGUUUUUUUUACACUGCAUCUGAUUUGAUAUUGCUUCUGAAAUAAAAUCCCCAUGUGGACUCCUAUGUUAUAUUUCAUAACUGAUAUUUCCUGAUUUUUUUUUACAUUGUUUAAGUUUCACCACACUGAACACAGCCUCAGUUUAGGUUUAAGUUUAUGUUUAAGCUAUAUCAGACACUGGGCUAGGAGAGGAAUUGAGGGAGGGAAGGAGGGAGAAACAUUUAUUUUCUGAAUGUAAUUCAUCAUUAUUCACACUGAUUCCACUGCAUGGACUGAAUACAAGCAGCACUGCAGCAUCACAUUCUCUCUUUAGUCAUUUAAUGACAAAAAGCUCUCUUGGCUACCUUGAUUUUUUGAAAAAAUGAGUUUUUCUAAGGUUUGGUGAUUCCUGAAUGAUUUGCCUGUGACUUGUUGCUUUGGUUUAAGGAUAUAUAUAUAUAUAUAUAAGGUAAAGAGAAUUUUACAAAGCAGAUUGUCUCCUGAACCUGUCACUUAAUCCAGGUUGAGCGGGUUGAUGUGACCAUAGCUACGCAGCAAGAGACAGACAUAAAAAAACUUGAUGUUUAUUCUGACUUUUUUGAGAUGAUAAUGCACCCUCGUACUCUUUGCCACUUCCAUCUAAUGUCUCUUGUAUUACUGGCCAUGAUAAAUUCCACAUUUGUUUUUGUUUUUUUUAUUUAUUCCAAUGCUUUUAAGGUAUUCUAAAAGUGCUGUAUUUUGAAGACAAAGAGAUUACAAUAAGCUGAUGUGCAUUUGAGAGAGAUGUAUGACUUUUUAGUCGACUCGCCUUCACAUGUGACCCUCUGAAAGGAUCAAAAGGUCCAUUGGGGUCACAGUGAGGUUGAGGAGACACCCAGGAUUUCCACCAUCCCUUACCCUUCUUCCUGUACUAUUUUCCCAGUAUGAUAUUGUGAUGUUACAGACCAUACAGUGAACAUAAACGUCAAUAAAAAGAUGGAUUU
Molecule: messenger RNA, 5035 nt
Organism: Scomber scombrus (Atlantic mackerel)
Lineage: Eukaryota; Metazoa; Chordata; Actinopteri; Scombriformes; Scombridae
Gene: ppm1ba
Product: protein phosphatase, Mg2+/Mn2+ dependent, 1Ba
Exons: 6
Coding region: 419-1627 (402 amino acids)
Biological process (GO): negative regulation of canonical NF-kappaB signal transduction; positive regulation of canonical NF-kappaB signal transduction; positive regulation of canonical Wnt signaling pathway
Cellular component (GO): nucleus; cytosol
Molecular function (GO): magnesium ion binding; manganese ion binding; protein serine/threonine phosphatase activity
Source: RefSeq, a predicted model, not a curated record